This is a messenger RNA of Dendronephthya gigantea, 4296 nucleotides long. RefSeq names its product serine/threonine-protein kinase Nek1-like. NCBI's taxonomy places the organism in Eukaryota, Metazoa, Cnidaria, Anthozoa, Malacalcyonacea, Nephtheidae. The record is from RefSeq and is a predicted model, not a curated record. Gene Ontology annotation, molecular function: ATP binding; protein kinase activity. Gene Ontology annotation, biological process: protein phosphorylation. The transcript is spliced from 42 exons. The coding region runs from base 124 to 3867 and encodes 1247 amino acids.
UCAUUGUUUUGGUUUUGGUUUCAAACGUUCGUUGGCAGGUCAUCCCGAGUUUGAAUUUGUUAUAUUCAGAAGAGAAAGCAUAUCUGCGAAGGUUUGAAACUAUUAUUUAGUUUUAGUUCUCCAAUGUUGGACGAUUUUGAUCGCGUAAGGAAAAUAGGAGAAGGAGCGUUUGGGAAGGCCUUGCUUGUCAGGUCGAAGAAAGAUGGCAAACAUUAUGUUAUCAAGGAAAUCAAUAUUUCAAAGAUGGCAGCAAAAGAAAGGAAAGAAUCACUACAAGAGGUGAAACUUCUAUCGACUAUGGAACACCCGAAUAUUGUCUCGUUUUUAGAAUCAUUUCAAGAAAGGGGUAACCUCUACAUCGUCAUGGACUAUUGCGAUGGAGGUGAUCUGUAUAAGAAAAUUAAUAAUCGACGUGGAGAAUAUUUUACAGAGGAUCAGGUUCUUGAUUGGUUCGUACAGAUCGCCUCAGCUCUCAAACAUGUACAUGAUCGCAAGAUUUUGCACAGGGAUAUUAAAACGCAGAAUAUUUUUCUUACACGAAGUGGCACCAUUAAAUUAGGUGAUUUCGGUAUUGCCCGUGUGUUAAAGAACACGAUGGAACUUGCUCGGACGUGUAUAGGAACUCCGUAUUAUUUAUCCCCAGAAAUUUGUGAAGGCAGACCAUAUAAUAAUAAAAGUGAUGUCUGGUCUUUGGGCUGUGUUCUGUAUGAAAUGCUCACUUUAAAACAUGCGUUCGAAGGUGGCAAUAUGAAAAAUCUUGUUUUAAAGAUAGUCAAAGGUUCAUAUCCUCCUGUCCCUCCGAGAUACAGCGCCGAUGUUAGAGUUCUAGUUUCUCGAUUAUUAAAACGGCGCCCGGAAGAAAGACCUUCGAUCAAAACAGUUUUGAGACAGCCAAUUAUUCUUAAUAGAUAUAGGAAAUUUUCAAUUGAUGAGGUUGUAGCUGAUGAAGUUAGCCAUGCUGUACUGCAACGUCAGGCGUUUGGUGUGCCUGCGCAAAAGCCUGUCCCAGGAAGAGUUGGUAAAGCAGCGGCAGAAAAAUUUGGAGCACCGAAGAAGAUCAGUAAACCAGCCGCCAAAUAUGGAGUUUCAGUUGCCAAAAAGAUUAUUAAAAAACCUCCUAAUGACCCGUAUAAUGCACGAAAACCAUACAAAGCUGCAGGUGAACGUGAAGCUGAAAGAGCCAGGGAAAUCGAUGCGCGGGAAAAGAGAAGGCAACAGUUACAAAAAGAACAGGAGGAAGCAUAUAACAAGAUGAUGGACAAUAUCCAAAAACAAAGAUGGCAGAAACAACAGAUGGAAAAGAUUAAUAGGGCGAAAGAACAAAACUGGCGAAACUCUGGAAAUAUUUUAAGUCCUGAGAAAGAGGUAAAGAAGUCUAGUGAUGAUGAUAAACAUGGCAUUGCAAAGCAAGCUGCGCCAAUGAGAAAAUACCAGAACGCAGGAAAAGAAAACAGGCCACAUUCUGCGUACGAUGCAGGACAUCGUCCAGCACCUGCCCCCGCUUGGCAGGCCGUGAAACAAGGACAAGAAAAUCGAGUUCGUGCUGCUGAGGCUGGUGACAGAGCGAGAGUUCUCGAGGAAUUUUGGCAGCGAAAGCGUGAAGCACUUGCGAAUAAGAAUAGAGGUGGAAAACCAGUUGGAGGCCCUUCAGUUAAGGCAAAUAAUCUGGCUCCAGUCCCAGCACCAGCUCCGCAAAUAGCAGCUUUUCACGUUGGCGAAGUGAAAUCUAGGAAUCCAGGAGAGCAGAACUAUCUCGCGAGGUUGGAAGCAAUAAGAAAACAAAAUUACAAAGAACGAAUAGCGAUACAGCAACGAAUGGCUAAAGUUCGUGGCCCUGUUGCCAAGCCCUCGUCAGGAGGUGAAAAUGGCGAUCCAAGAGUUGAUCCUGAGGCCAGAAGGAAGAAGAUUGCCGCUUUGAAGGCUCAAGCAGAUGAAAGAGCAGCCAUGUUGAAAAAGCAGCUGGAGGUGCGAAGGGAAGCUGUAUUUGACAGAGUACAACGUGAGGCUAAGGCAGAAGCCAAGCAAAACGAGGAAAAAGAAGUAAAACAUGUCUACCAAAGGCCAAUAUCUGCCGUUGAGAAGAAGCCUGAAGAACGACCAGCAGUACCCGCAGUUGGUCUGGAAACAGCUUUGAAACAAGUUGGAGCCACGCGAUUAUUCAGAUCACACUCUGAGGGUGAUUUAUCGAACGCCAUUAAGGAAAGUUGCGAUGAAAACUCUGAAGAAGAUGAAAUACAACGCAAGCAAUGGGCAGCGAAACCUUUCAGACCUUUGAUGUUUCCACUUGAAGCCACAGCGUCAGCAAUGGAAGCCACGUCCGCAGAUGACAUUGUCAUUAAACCGGCUCCAAAACUAGCUGCAAACAACGCCAGGUCGAAGUGGGACCAUGGCGGAAAGACACAGCUCGUGUCAGCGUUACAAAAAGUUGAUAUUCAGCCAGGAACUCUUGGAAUGCCUGCUGGUGAAAGUAAAGUUGAUGAAAGUGCUGUGAACAAAGAUGUUGUUGCUAAGGAGAAACGAGAACCGGUGGCUUGGGUAGCUGGAGGAUCGAAUAAACAAAACAUGGGUGUCACUGUUUCUGUUUCCAAGGAGCCGCCAACUUCCUCAGGCACUUCCACAAACCUUGGUGUGACUGUGGUGAAAUCAUCUGUUGAUCUAACCAAGAAAAGUGUGGUUGAUGUACCGCCAAGCAACGUCGGUCGACCUCUUCCACCCCCACCAGUAACGAAACCUGGAUCAACACGGCCAUUACCCACUCUCGCUGAAGCCAAAGAGAAACAGGAGAAAAGUGUUAAGGUUGAAAACAUUGAUAAACAAAAACAAACGUCGCCUGACCAGAACAAACCAUCUGCUCCUGUUAAGGCUUGGGAAGAAACCCCACAAUCAGGCACCUCAAGUAAGAGGGAAUUUCCUGAGGCAAGGAAAUCCUAUCAAGAAUUUCUAAAUUCACGACGAAGCAACUCGAAAUCUCCUGACGAAAAAGAACAAGAACCACUGUUUGAAAAGAUCGACGUUAAAAAAGAAGCAGCAACGAAGAAAGAUGAUUUGAAAAUUCAAGAUAUUUCCAGUGAUGAGGAGAAAUCCUUUUAUCAGACAGCUGAAUUAACAGAUGUUUCACCAAUAGCUCUAAAUACUGGCAGAUACGACACAGAUGUUAAGCGCUUACGGACGUGUUCUCUGCCCGAUCUUCGUUUGUUAUUCGAGACAGUCGAGGAAGACAAGGGUUUCAAUGAAGAAGGCGAUGAAUGUUUGGUCGAUUGUGAAAAUGUGAAACCAUCAACCGAUGAAGACAAGGAAGAGGUGAAUUGCGAGGACGAUGAUGAUCCUGAACAAGAAGUUGAUAUAGACAUUGCAUGUGAUGAAAGUGACGAGGAAAGUGAAGAUUAUAUAAGCAUGUUAGCUUCCAUGGAAGACGUAUUAGUUAGUGAUGCUCGUUCACCGUCACCAAUCAAAACCGUCCGGAAUCUUGAAGCUACCUGUAACAGUGAUAGUGAUGAUGACUCUGACACAAAUGACGAUAUCGACAGCCAGUCAUCAACUCCGUUACCUUUAAAUGAGGGCUGGGAUUCAGGUGACAGCGAAGACGAAGAAUCGCACGAUAAAAGCAAACAAAAGGAAGACGAAGAAAGCGUGUUUGCACGUUUAGAAGAGUCAAGAAAAGUUUUAGAGGAUGAACUUGGUUUUAGUCGCUUUAUGAAAGUUUAUAAAUAUAUCCAGAGUAUUCAAGAGAAUGAAGAUGAUGUAGAUGUUGAUGUUGGUCCAGCACCGGAGAUCUCUGAUCUGCUAGGUGCAGAAUACGAACAUCUCUAUCCAAAAAUACUUUAUCUGGUCAUGGCAGAUUCUGCUUACUGUGAAGACAAUGAUUGAGGUGAGAACUACGACGAUGCUCCUUCUAGAUUUCAGCAAUGAAUAUGUUGUCAUCCAGCCUGGUCGUUAGAAAAGCAUCUUUCAGAACAACGCCAAAUUUAGAUGACGUCAAAUUAUUACCAUAAUAUAUAAUUAAUUUAUUUAUGAGCUAAUUUGUUUGUAACGAUGUUUACUGUUUAAUUCACGAUGUUUCAAUAGCGAGUGUAAACUGUAUGAACCUCGUCUGAAAUUUAUGAAAAUUAUACCAGCUAAUUGAUUUCAAUCUUUGAAGAUAAAUUGAAAAAAUAGGUCGCAACAAACAGAAUUUUGUUAAAAAUCACGUUGCAGCUACGCCGAAGUGUACAUGCUGAUUAUUUCCUAAAUUAAUCCUUGGGAACUUUAUUCGUGAUGUAUUGAGAAGAGUUGUUCAGUUGGUCAUGAAGUUAAAAG